This is a messenger RNA of Zootermopsis nevadensis, 4164 nucleotides long. Its product is annotated as transient receptor potential cation channel protein painless. Gene Ontology annotation, cellular component: transmembrane transporter complex; membrane. NCBI's taxonomy places the organism in Eukaryota, Metazoa, Arthropoda, Insecta, Blattodea, Termopsidae. Gene Ontology annotation, biological process: monoatomic ion transmembrane transport. Gene Ontology annotation, molecular function: monoatomic ion channel activity; protein binding. The record is from RefSeq and is a predicted model, not a curated record.
UGUGCAUCUCAGUACCAGUUUAGUGCACGCAGCUGUUGAAGUGGGUUCGUGUGUUUCGUUGUGGACAGAUCUCAUCGGUCAGGAUUACAUCCGUAGCACAGAAAGGAGCGGACCAUCUGAAAUGCAACUACUUUUUAUCUGAUUUUGUAACAGUGAAGAGUGAAGAAUCAACAAGUCGUAACAAUUUACAGUCACUGGCAUGUCAGGUGAUAAGGUGCAGCUCACCCAAGUGGGGACUCUGUGCACUCCAGACCCGCACAUCCAACUGCUGGAUGCCUGGAUAUCCAGGGACUACCGCACGUUCUGCAGCCUCCUGGAGCAGGAAGUCGUGUCGCCUGACUACUGGUAUGAUGACCCCCACCUUGCCACCUGUCUGUACCUUGCCUGCAAGGAGGAGGAUGGAGCUCAGUGGGCCGAAGCUCUGCUUAAGGCCAAGGCCGAUCCCAACAACAUGAAUGGCGUCCGUAAGAAGGCGCCCAUCCACGUGGCAGCGAAAUAUGCUAGAGGUGAAGUUCUCAAGGUCCUUCUCUCAUCUUCACGCACAAAUAUCAACAUUCAGGACAACUGUGGGAAUACUCCGUUACAUAUAUUAGCUAAACAAGAGUGUGAGGAUUCAUCCACAGAUGUAAAUAAAUGCAAAUAUUGUAUUCAGCUUCUAAUGAAUCAAGAUGGAAUCGAUCUGAACAUUGGUAACAGGAAAAGCUACACUGCUAUUCAUAAUGCAGCUUAUUCUGGUGCUAAAGAGAUUGUGGAGACGAUUCUGGAGCAGGCUGGAGACGAUUUAGAUAUCGACACACUGAGAGCAGCAAAUGGGAAGAAUGCUAGAGAAACUAUACUUGAGAAAUACCCAGAGUUGGCUAAAUUAUUGCCAGAACAAGGAAGAGCUCAGAAAGAAAAGGGAGCUGUAGAUAAGAGCGUCCUCUUCCAGUAUUUGUAUCAACGCAAAUGUGACCUGUUCAUCGCUGCCAUUAAGGAUCUACCCCUUUGCCAGUUGGAAGAGAAUGACGGGAGCCGUACAUUCCUGCAGUACUGUGCAGAGAAUGGACUGGAGAGUGCAACGAGCGCUUUGUUGCAGGCAAACGUCAAUAAAAAUGCAACCUGUCCAACAGAGUUUCGUCCUCCUGCCUUACUUGCUUGUUAUGGGGGACACCCGGAUGUUCUCAAACUCUUCUUGCAGCUUGAAGGCGUGGAUUUUAAAGCUGCUAAUGAUGAUAGAAGAACAGCAUUACACGCCGUCUUGAAUUCUUUGUGGGAAGAUACUUCCGCGGUUCAUAGAGGCUACAAAGCGUGUCUUGAUCUACUUCUGGAACAUCUUCCACGCCUUAAAAUAAAUAUCAAUGCUGCAGAUCAGAAAGGGAACACAGCCUUGCACUACGCUGCGAAAAAUAAAGAUGACUACGCUGCCCUGACGUUACUGAAGCACGGUGCUUACAUUGGCAUUAAGAAUGUUUUUGGCGAACCACCAUUAGCCAGUAUGUCGCCACAUUUGUUGGAAACUUUCCUGAAUGAUUGUCUGAGCACAAAUGGCGAGUUCCCCAGAGAAGACAAGUAUGAGGUCACAUUCUCUUAUAAAUUUCUUGUUCCACCAGCAGAAGAGAGUAGCGCGCAGGAGCAACAAAAUUCUGAUGUAGAAAUGAAUUUGCUACCUGAUGACACUCAGAGCCCAAAUAGGCCACCGCCACAUCAAAACAUUUCCUCGGCAACAACAAGUACAGAGACCGAACCUCUCCUGUACAUCAGCCGAUCUCGAGACUUGAGAUAUCUCCUCAAACAUCCGGUGUUUACCAGCUUCUUAAACCUCAAGUGGCACCACAUUCGUAUUUUCUUUUAUAUUAAUCUCAUUUUCUAUAUCCUCUUUGUGGCACUGCUGACAUUUUACAUUCUGCUGAGCUACGACAAAACUCACAUAAAGGUUGCAAAUGAAGAUUCACGCAACACCAGCGCUGUGAGCAGUAGCGUGACCGAAGGACCCGCUGGAGAAAUGUUGGCAUUUGUUAAAAGUGAUGCUUCUGACUUCUGGUGGGCUGUCUUGAUAGUUUUCCUGAUUUUACUGGUACUGAGAGAAAUGUUCCAGUUUGUCGCGUUCCCAUCAAAAUACCUUUGUAGUCCUGAGAAUUAUCUGGAAUUUUUCCUAAUUAUAACCAGUGCUGCCAUCCUGUCUUGUGACUGGGUUCGUGGCAGCGCAAGGCCACACAUUUCUGCUAUAGCAAUCUUGUUCUCAUGGGCUGAGUUGGUACUCCUCAUAGGGCGUCAUCCAAGUCUCUCAACCAACAUUGAGAUGUUCAAGACAGUUUCAUGGAACUUCCUCAAAUUCCUCGCUUGGUAUGCCAUCCUCAUCAUCGCUUUCGCUCUCAGUUUCUACACAUUAUUCCGCGACUGUGGUGGUGCAAUGCAAUGCGGCGAAGAAGGCGACUCCAGCGAGAACUUCUUCCUAGACCCUGGAAUGUCAGUAUUCAAAACGGUCGUUAUGCUGACUGGAGAAUUUGACGCAUCUUCUAUUCCUUUUGUGUCAUUUCCUGGUACAAGUCACGUUGUUUUCGUGCUCUUUAUAUUCCUUAUUGCCAUGGUGCUGUUCAAUCUCCUAAAUGGCUUGGCUGUGAGCGAUACUCAAGCCAUAAGGGAUGAUGCCGAAGUAGUGAGUUACAUCUCACGAGUGAAGCUCAUGUCGUACAUUGAAACCUUGUUCCAAAGUUCUUCAUUUCCAUUUGUGGCUACUCUCAAACGUCUCUGUUGUUGUUGGCCAGCUGGUGGCUGCUCUUUCAAAUCUGUCGGUAGUAGAGCACGUCUCUUUCCGGACAAGGUCCCAAAUAACGAGAUACGAGUUCUCCCCAAUCAAGGGUCGAGAAUUGUCUUCACCAGCCAUCAAAAGAAGUGCAAUGAAGUUGAAGAAGGGACGAGCAAAUGUUGUCUGAAUGGCUGUGGGGGCUGUAAGCUUGAUUCUGGAAUUCUGAAAAGAGCGAUGGAUAUAAUAAGUGAUCGUAAAAAGAAUUCAGAGAUGGAGCAAUUUAAGACAUUGCCUACCCACAACCAGAAACAAUUAAAAGAACUUUGCCAGGUUGUAGAAAAGAAACUGGAAAAAUUUGAGAGGAGACUCGAUAGCAUGGAGAAGUCCUGGGAGGAAAGUCAGGUUAUGUUAAAAAGAAUUUUGGAUAACCUUCUUGAAUCCAGUUCUUCUGAAAGAGGUUUAAAAGAGUGAAUAACGUCGACCACCUUCUUCAUGCAGUUCAUUUUCUUAUUUCACCUUUCAAAAUCAGCACUGAAUUUUGUUGUGAAAACACGAGGUGACCGAGUUCCAACGCUUAAAUUUCAGCAUUUAUUGCAGAUGAAUGUAAAAUGUACUUUAAUAUGACUUCAUAAUGAAUCUGACUUUUAUGUUGAGUCUAUAAAAGUUUGAUAUGGGUUGCUCUUAGUCUGCUUACUGACAACUUAUAAAAAUGUACUUGCCAUGUCCAGCCUGAGCAGCGUGUACGUAGUGCGCUGCAAAUUUUGACAUAACAUUACUGAGAAAAGACAAGCAAAUAAUAUACAUAUUUGUAAUAUCAUUUAUGAAAGUAACAACACAGUAAUUAUGCUUGCCACAAACUGACGGAUCAAGACAAAGAAGAUUUUUAGGCUGUCAGCUGCAUUAGAAAAUGUUUUAUUGUAAUAUUUUUAGAGUUGUCUUUGUCUUCAGAGUCCGAAUUCAGGGACGGUGGCUGCCGAACAACUACACUCUUCGUGCGUGAAUAUCAUUUCACCACGUGGUUGAUCCAACACGGAACGCGUUGAGGCAAGGAAUGCAACGCGGUUGUCACGACAUUUUGACGGUGAGAAAUUGGAGAAGGGAAAAUGAAGACAUUACUUACCUACAACCGGAAGUGACCGAAGGAAGUCUGUCAAAUCGUAGAACAGAAACAUGAGAAACUGGAAAUACGUGAGAGAAGAUUUGUGAGCGUGAAGAAGUUCUGUAAGGAAAGUGAGGUUAUGUUCUUCCAGCAAAAGUUUAAAAAGGUUAAGAAUGCAGAUUAGUUGCUUCAUGUUCUCUUUGCUCUGGUCUGCAUCAGCCAUUUCAUUGUUCUCUUUCUCUUCCACAAGAUAUAGAGAAGUAAGAAAGUUAUCAAAGUAUAGAUGGUAUGGAAGUUUCAGUUGUGACACAAAUAAAUACAUUACUGUAUUCCAAAAUCA